GCGACAGUCCAGGAGACCGAAGCGAGACCGAGAGCCAACCGUGAGCCCCGGCCCAGCUCUCUGCCCAGCAGUUCGUCCCUGAGAGUCCAUUCUCCAGAAGGGGCGGUAAGCGGCCAGCCGGCAGCAUGAGAGCUCAGAUUGAAGUGAUCCCCUGUAAGAUCUGCGGGGACAAGUCCUCAGGAAUCCACUAUGGUGUUAUCACCUGUGAAGGCUGUAAGGGCUUCUUCCGAAGGAGCCAGCAGAACAACGCCAGCUAUUCCUGUUCUCGCCAACGAAACUGCCCCAUCGACCGUACCAGCCGAAAUCGCUGCCAACACUGCCGCCUGCAAAAGUGCCUAGCCCUGGGCAUGUCACGAGAUGCGGUCAAGUUUGGCCGGAUGUCCAAGAAGCAAAGGGAUAGCCUGUACGCAGAAGUUCAGCGACACCAGCAGAACCAGGAGGCAGGCCAGUCCCUGGAUGGCGGUGGCCUAAUUCCCAGAGAUGGCAGCAACAUGGCCAGCAGCCUCUCUGACCUGGACCACCUCUCAGGCCUGCCAGAUGGGUUACUCUUUGAUAUGCCGCUCAGCCCGGAAGAGACAGAAGCCAGCACCACAGCCCCAACUUACUACACCCUCGAUCUACUGGGCUCGGCUCAGCCAUCACCAGAGCCAACGUGCCUGGAGACACUGUAUGAGAUGGGACUGGACCCCGGGGUCCUGGUGCACAGUGGAACUCCUGGGAUGCCACCUGAUCGUGAUAUUGAGCGAGUGGCCCAGAACGUCAUCAGGUCCCACCGGGAGACCUGCCAGUACACAACAGAAGAGCUGAAGAGGCUAGCAUGGGCCCAGCACACCCAGGAGGAGCUGUGCAGCCUGCAGGCAAAGCCUUGUGAGGUCCUGUGGCAACAGUGUUCGCUCCAGAUCUCCCACGCCAUCCAGUUCGUGGUGGAGUUUGCGAAGCGUAUCUGCGGCUUCAUGGAUCUUGACCAGAAUGACCAGAUCAUCCUACUCAAAGCAGGUUGCCUAGAAGUGCUGCUGAUCCGGAUGGUUCGGGUCUUCAAUCCUUUGAAUAAUACCGUGCUCUUUGAUGGCAAAUUUGGAGGGAUACAGAUGUUCAAGGCCUUGGCCUGUGAUGACUUGAUUGGGGCCAUCUUUGAAUUUGAAAGGGGCCUGUGUCGUCUGCAGCUGUCAGAUGAGGAAAUUGCUCUGUUCACAGCGGCUGUCCUGUUGUCCCCAGCUAAUCUCCAAGUUGCCCCUGUUGAAAGCUAUUUGCCGCCUCCACCUGGACAAGCUGGAAUGUUUCCGCCUCCUGCACCCAGAAACAGCUCGUCUCUUCCCCCCACUCUACAAGGAAGUUUUCAACACGGAACUUCAGUACAGCAGCCUCCGGGAAAGCUAGAGGCUGAGUGUCCAUCUGUUGGAAGGGAGGAGGGCGGAGGUGGACAUUCCAUGUCUGCGGGGGGGCCAGGGGAUUCAGAUUGGAGAAGGGAGAAAUGGGAGUGGAGAAGGGAGAAGUGGGGAGGAGAAGGGAGUAUCCCUGGAGCCAGACCCAACCACAAACCGCCCUGAGCUGCCUUCAUUUCCCGGUCGCAAUGGCUUCAAAGCUUUUCUGUGGAUUGGAAUAGCUUUGAAGGGUAGCUCACCUUGAAUGGACUCAGGAAGGAAGACACUGCCCUCGCUGGGGAAAUGAAGGGAAACUACUCACCCUGGCCAAAGGAGGAGGACCCUGAGUGUAAAGGAUGGACCAAAGCCAUCACCUACCUAAGCCCUUUCUCAGAGGUCUGAGUUCUUCACCCAAGGAGACAGACACAGAGAGCCAGUGUGUGGCAUGAAAGUGCUUGAAAGGAACUACCUGAAUCUGCUAGCCCACUCCUCCCUCCCCAUUCGACAGAUGGACAAAGCAAGGCCCAAGGAGGUGUACUGGGACUUGCCCAAGGUCACACACCAGAUUGGAAACUUUGUUCAGAGGACCAGACGCUCAUUGCUUUCUCUGAGUGAAAACAGGCUGACCUAGAUUCACACACUGGGAGAGUCAUGGAGAAUGAAUUGAUGGAUUCUCACUGCCCUCCCCCUGAUUCUGUCUAGAGCAGGAACGGUGAAAUGGGGAGCGGAUCACCACGAGGAAACAAGAUAGUGGAGUUACUGGAAGCCACGAGGGGCAGUGCAAACACUCUGGACUGGGCAUCAGGAGGUGUGGUUUCCUUUCGGGGCUCUUCUGCUGAGGAGCAGGAUGACUGGACAAGGCGUGUACCCUAAGGUCAAGACCCGUUAAUUAAGACUGUAGCUGUACAGUGACUUAGAGACCAGUGAGUCAACCUCCUUGUUUUACAGAUGAGGAAACUGAGGCCCAGAGAGAGGAAAGGGGCUGCCUAAGCUCACAUAUGUCACGAGUGACAAAGCUGGAUUUGAACCUAAAGCCUCUUUCCAAAUCCAGCACUCUUUCUGUUGCGCUGCAUCCUUUCUGGACCUUACUUUUCCCCUCAGUAAAAUGGGUGGGUGGGUGGUGGGCUAAAUGAUUUCUUAAUUCCCUUCUAGCUCUAAGGUCCUAGUUUCUACCUGGUUUCUCUUCUUGAAUGUGCCACUGAUUCAGUGUGUGUGUGUGUGUGUGUGUGUGUGUGUGUGUGUGUGUG
This is a messenger RNA of Vombatus ursinus (common wombat), 2608 nucleotides long. RefSeq names its product nuclear receptor ROR-beta-like. Gene Ontology annotation, biological process: regulation of transcription by RNA polymerase II. The coding region runs from base 126 to 1547 and encodes 473 amino acids. The record is from RefSeq and is a predicted model, not a curated record. Gene Ontology annotation, molecular function: RNA polymerase II cis-regulatory region sequence-specific DNA binding; zinc ion binding; nuclear receptor activity. Gene Ontology annotation, cellular component: nucleus. The transcript is spliced from 9 exons. Lineage: Eukaryota; Metazoa; Chordata; Mammalia; Diprotodontia; Vombatidae.